This is a messenger RNA of Schizosaccharomyces japonicus yFS275, 3362 nucleotides long. RefSeq names its product ENTH/VHS domain-containing protein. The transcript has a single exon. The record is from RefSeq and is a predicted model, not a curated record. Lineage: Eukaryota; Fungi; Ascomycota; Schizosaccharomycetes; Schizosaccharomycetales; Schizosaccharomycetaceae. Bases 837 to 3206 code for a protein of 789 amino acids.
CUGUAAACCUUUUCUUCUUCUCGGCUUUCAAAAAGUGGUGAAGUCGCAUAGAGUGUAAAUAAGCUAGCUUAAGUUAUCUUAAGUAUAUCUAAACGACGCGAGAUGCUCCAGAUCUAAAGUUAUCUAAGCGCUCGGUCUCCUUUUUCCCCGUAGGGGUUUCUGGACAAACAUUCUGAACCAGUAUUGCUGCUUUUUGCUUUGACGCGCGUUAACUACGCGAGUCGCAGCUGAUGGAAUACAGGAAGAAGUGGCGCGUAACGGACGCGUUUCGUUACGCGUCGGACGUUUAUAACGCGAAACACAGCUCAACAAACGUUUCACUCUACCACACUUCCUUACCAAAUUACAAAAACAUGAAAACCUGCUUUCUCGGAUAAACUACCAGUGAUCUCGUCAGACAAAGACUAUUUGUGAGCAGUUCGGUAAAAUCCUUUUGACUUCUCUCAACUCUCACCACGUAUUCGGCCAUUUAGCCGGUUUUCUCCGAGUCCAGGUUUCUCGCCUAUUUUCGCCGUUAGACUAUUGAUCUCUCGGCGCUUUCUUUUAGUGUGGUGGUAGUAGUGGUGGUGAUUCGGCGAUUUUCACGGAUCCGGUGCCAUAUUUUGGUGUAGUGUUUUACUAGAGGAAACCGCUAUUCAUCCACGCAAUUAAAUUCGCCCUCUGCUUCUGCUAUACGUGACCAAAAAGUGCAUUAUACUGAGAAACACUAACAGCUCCAUUGAGUGCUCAGAGACGUGUACAAUUGUGUGCUCUUGUGCCGUAUUCAUCCCCGAGGAUCUCGUCUUGCGACCUGCACUAUUUUUAAUUGCGAUUUGCCCAUGUAGUAGUGCAUUGUCAUGCACAAGACCUCCCAGCAUCGUACCAGCACAUCCAGUACGGAUCAGGGAGUCCAACGUGUUCCUUCUGCUCCUUUACCCAUUCGUCCGCUCCCUGCUCAUGUUUCUCAUCUUCCAACCGUCGAAUCGACGAGUUCCAAAUCCGCUUCCUUGGCAGCAGCAGCAAACACGUAUCGUCAUGUGUCGGCUCACACUCCUGCAUCCACGCACAGCACAUCCUCCCAUCAUCAAAAACGCUCUGUAGUCCUCUCUACCAGUGUUCGCAACGCUUAUGCUCCACUUUCACGUCCUUCCCAUGCUCAAACGCCUACGACCGCUCGUCCCUCGCUCAAUUCGUCUCCAAAAAACGCUGUAGCAGCAGCAGCGGCUGCUGCAAAAAGCAAUGCUGUCAAUGAUACGGCGAGUGUACGGUCAUCGGUUGAUGCAAGGGCUGCAGCUUCAAUGACCGGAGUUCGCCAGUUUUCUUCCAGCAAAAUGCGAUCAAUGGAUGACAUUUUACAGACACAAACGGACGGUCUUGACCGUUCACAGCUAGCUUCGCAUAAUUCUGUUCAUAUUCUUGCUGCGUCUGCACAUGCACAAUCUUCUCAUGACCUUGCCAAACAGGAAGAACGGUCUACUGUAUCAAGUUCAGCCGUGGCAGCAUCGCAAAACAUCCGUCACUUGCGCUCCACGCUCCGUAACGUAAACGGUUCAGUAAAACGCAAGGGCUUUUUCCGCAACAAGUCUAGUGCUCCUACUCGUCGCAAGUCUAAUGAUCUGCCAACUACUCGCACAAGCACAGAUGCAUCAACGAGUCACAGUGAGAAGGCGAACGGUGCUCGUUUGCAACCGACGACUUCUUCCUCUUCUUCUAUAGUGUCCUCUCCCAGUUCUCGCCCACGCACCCGACAAUCGUCUUACGAGGGUGUACGACCAAAUGCUCCUUUAGCCGCUGCCCAGUUGGCAAGACUAGCAGUAAAGAAUGACGAAGAAACAGGUCUUACGACCGUCUCUCAGCCGGUGGACACGCAUUCCACCAACACGAGUCCCUCUAAAAAAAGAUCUCGACCAAGUGCUGAGCUCCAAGCUUCCGCCGCUUCUGCUUUGGCCGUAAAGGAGUCUCGCACCAAAGACAAGAAGCCCGGUUCUAUUUCGUCCUCUGGGGUAAACGAAGAAACCGACGACAAAGAUGAGCGUGUACGAAAGGCCUUUACGCAAGCGGCUAAUGUUGCCGUGGUGAAACACGUUCCUUUACGACCAUCUAUACCUCCUCCGACCACCGGCAGCUCUCCCGCCAUAAAAGGAGAUACGAGUGAUGUCCCAAUUAUCAACGUUAUCGAGGACACACCCCGGACUCUUAAAGUAAUUGAAUCUUCACCGAAUUAUCUUUCAGCAACUUCCUCGUUUACCGAGGAGAAACCUUCGCGUUUGAGUGUGGAUUCUAUCAGUGCUGCACCUAUCCGGAGUUCUGCGUCUCUGUCUGCAUUUGGAAACUACAGCAAUAGUGACGUUUCUUCUUUUUCCAGUGUUGACCAAAGUCACGCAAAGUUUGUCGAUCCUUUUUCCAGUCCUGGUCGUCUUGCGACAGCAGCUGCAAGAAGCAGACCUUCCUCCCGCAAACUCUUUUAUGUUGAUGCUUCCGAAACGGUGGACGAAAGCCCUUCCGCUCUCCAUGCUGCUGUAUUCGCCGACAAAAAACUACCAAAGGCUCAUGCCAUUUCAGAACCUUUGAAACGAAUUGUUCGUACAAAGCCUUCUCCACAAACGCUCCGCAACAGCUCUUCGUCCGAGGGAAAGCACAAGCAUCAUCAUUUUCGUCUUUACAAGGGUGACCAUAGUCGAUACUACAACAGCAAUUCAGACAAAUCAAAGUUGAAGCUAUCCCAAUGGUGUAUUGACGAAAAACGGCGCACGGCAUAUGAGGCACUCUGGGCCUCUAACAAGGGUUACAUGAUGCUGCGUAAUGACGACAAGAAAAUGGAUGACAUGGUUUGUAACAUCGUUGUCCGUGACCUUUGGGCUCGCAGUGGAAUCCCAUUUUCCACGCUCGCACAAAUCUACAAUCUCGUGAGCCGUGAUCGCCGUCCCUGGUUGACGAGAGAUGAGUUUGUUGUUGGAAUGUUUUUGAUUGAUCAGUAUUUAGCCGGACGAAAACUACCAUCGAAAGUUCCUGAUUCCGUUUGGAUCAGCAGUCGAAGAAUGGGUGAUUUGCUUUGGCGCUUGGAAAAACUAAAACUGUCCAAGGAAAGAGUGAAGAAUCGGAAGAAACAGAAGAAACUUAAGAAAAAAGAGAGAAAGGAGAAGCGAAAGAAAAAGAAGAAACUGAAGAAUGCCAAGGAUCGGGAAACGACAGAAGACGAACACGCGGUGUUGGCUGUCUCUUCGUAAGCUAGACUUCUACGUACCUUUUCCGACACAAUUGUAACCUUAACAACUUGUAUUCCAUGCAUGUUGUAACAGCCCGUUUUGUACUAUAUAUUCUUUCCUAUUUAUGGAUGACUAUAGCAUCAUUUUAACGCAUUAAUAUUAUCAUUUCUAUAACAA